AAUCGCAUUCCCGCUGACUAAACUAUCUCUCCUAUGUCUGUCAGGCAAUGAAUUAGUUCCAUGCUGGGGGGUUUUUGGGGGGUUUUUUUUCCAUACUUUCAUCUUCCCAGAAUAUCUCCAACUCUCUCUUACCCUUUACAUCAACCUUUCCGUCUCUCCACUUCACCCGUUUUCACCAUAUCAACUUUAUUAAAAAUAUUGUUUUGUUUUGUUUUGUAAAAAUUUUUUAGUUUUGUUUUGUUUUGUUUUUCUUUCUUCCUUGUGUUAAUGUUGCUGUACUUCUUCCUCCUCCGGCUGGUAUAUGGGCGUAAAACAUGAUUUAGUUGCGUUACUGUGUGAAAUCAGCCGUUUCUUGUUUUUAAUGAAGAUAGAUAGAUAGAGACAGCCACGAGUAAACAAAUAGAGAGACAAUCAAAGAAAGGAAUCAAAAAGAGCGAAGUCUGCUACUGUUGCUGCUACUACUGCUGGUAUUGGGAGAAAGGGAGAGAGAACCAGUUGAAGUUGCGACUGAAAGCUGAAGAUUUUUCAACAGAACAUCCAGUUGGUUUAGAAUGCAAUCACGAAAGAGUUGGCAGACUGAGCGAAGCCGGCCGGCCGGUUUAUUUUUUUCUCCGUAAGGGAAGCCUGCCAGCUCGCCUAGCCUAGUCUAAGCUAGAUUCUUUACCUGUUUGUUGCCAUUCCAUUCUUCCUGCCCGAGUCUCUAGCUUUACUUUUUACUAUCCUCUUUUUUAUCUUCCUCUCAUUUUAACUUUCAUUCUGACAUUUUAGAAGAAAGAAAUGGGAGAAUAAAUAGGGAUUCUCUUCUGCAGCAGCACUACUUACUGCUUUACUGCCUUCAUCGUCACAGCACCCAAUAUUCUCACCAUACAGAUUCCACCGCCUCCACCAUCCCUUUCCUCUUUAGUCGGGUGAUCUCUCAACUUACUUUCUCUCUCUCCCUUUCCCUAUUUAUUCUGUUUGCCAGUGAUCAUCACAUAAUGGAUUGGGUUCCAUUUUUACUUGACGGCACUCGAUAAUUUUGAUCUCGUUUGUGAACACUUUCUUCUCGUUGAAACUAUGAAAAAACAGCAGUGCUCUGUAGGAUUCAGUCGGACUAAAACCUGAAGGGAUUUUUUGGUUGAGAAAAAACAAAAAAAAAAACAGGGUGAAGAAGAAAAAUCCGAGACAGCUAAACAGUAUAUAUUUAUAUUUAUAAAUAUAUAUACCAGCUUCUUUACACGACUUGAUUCUGGUAUUUAGAAGAAACACAAAUCCUUUUGCUCGAGUUUCAUAAGAGAGGUAAACAUGCCAUUGGAGAAUAAACCCCUUCCAAAGGAACCUGACAGUAAAGAAGAGAAGAAGAAGAUGAAAGUUCCAAAAGGCAACAAGAUAGCCAAAAUCAAGGAAAAUGAAAAACCAGUUAUAUCACACCCCUCGAACUUCGAGCACACCGUUCAUGUCGGCUUCGACCCUCACACAGGAGAAUUUACUGGCAUGCCAGAGUCAUGGGCGAAGUUAUUACAAAACUCCAAUAUAUCUAAACUGGAACAGAAGAAAAACCCACAGGCUGUUCUUGAUGUACUUAACUACUACGAUAACUCUACAAAAGAGAAAAAAGAAUCCAAAUAUAUGCAUAUUAAACAGUCUAGUAGUACAUCCUCAGGUUCAAGCUCAAGCUCUGUUCGACCAAGCUUCUCAGACAAAUUUGGAACCACUCUUGUGAUAUGUCCUAAAACUGAAAACUCAGCUCCCACUACUCCUGAGGAGGAGGAAGAAGAAGAGGAAGAGGUACCCCCUCCAAUUACUACCAGACCUGAUAAAACAAAAUCUAUUUAUACUAAACCAAUUGAGCCUGAAGACAAGACCAAUGGUGCUACACAAGGUGGUCAGAAGGAGAAGCCGAAAAAGAAGAAGAUGAGUGAUGAAGAAAUUGUAGAAAAACUGCGGACCAUAGUAACUAUAGGAGACCCAAAUAGGAAAUAUACAAAAAUGGAAAAAAUUGGUCAAGGUGCGUCAGGAACUGUUUUUAUUGCUAUAGAAAUUGCAACUGGUCGGGAAGUUGCUAUUAAAACAAUGAAUCUUUCUCAGCAGCCGAAAAAAGAACUUAUUAUCAAUGAAAUCCUCGUCAUGAGGGAAAACCAAAAUCCAAAUAUUGUAAACUAUUUGGAUAGUUAUUUGGUUGGUGAAGAGUUGUGGGUGGUGAUGGAAUAUCUUGCUGGAGGUUCAUUAACAGACGUUGUCACAGAAACCUGUAUGGACGAAGGUCAAAUAGCAGCUGUCGGACGAGAGUGUUUGCAAGCCUUAGAAUUUUUACACGAAAACCAAGUGAUUCAUAGGGAUAUAAAAAGUGAUAAUAUACUUCUUGGCAUGGAUGGUAGUGUGAAGUUAACUGACUUUGGCUUUUGUGCCCAGUUAUCUCCAGAACAAAGUAAAAGGUCUACUAUGGUCGGGACCCCAUAUUGGAUGGCCCCUGAGGUGGUUACACGAAAACAAUAUGGUCCAAAAGUUGAUAUUUGGAGUUUAGGGAUAAUGGCUAUUGAAAUGAUUGAAGGAGAACCACCUUAUUUGAAUGAAAAUCCUUUAAGAGCACUGUACUUAAUAGCAACAAAUGGUAAACCAGAAAUCAAAGAGAAACACAAGUUGUCACCGGUCUUCCAGGAUUUCUUGGACAAAUGUUUGGAGGUUGAUGUUGAUAAACGAGCAUCAGCAUCAGAAUUACUUAAGCAUUCUUUCCUCCGUCUAGCCAAACCACUGGCUAGUCUAGUGCCACUAAUAUUGGCUGCAAAAGAAGCACAGAAAACACAUUGAGAGAACUUGUUAUAAAUUAUGGAAUUACAAUCCAGUGACAUGACAGUGAAGGAAAUAUAACAGAAGACAUAGUAUGAUAAAGUGCGUACCUUUGCUGUGUGCUUGGUUGUUGUGUUCUGGCCACUCCACGGGACUGUUUUACUCCCCUCCUUAACACAUCACACAUACAGCAACACAAAGUAUGGAGAGGUGUUCCCUUCAAAUGGAACAUCUUAGCCACAUCCACAACAUAUAUGCUGGUAUUUGCUUUUGUUCCCUUCCAGUGGAAAGAAGAAUACAUACACACACAUUUUGAACACCUACAUAGAUGGCAUUUACAUACACACACACAUACAAUAAACAAUAAUUAUAUAGUGCUACUUCACAUUUCUAUCUCUUCUUCAUCACCUCAUAACAGACACACUCACAUACAUACUUUUGAGAGGAGUUAAAAAUAUUUUUCCUAUACAGUAAACUGAAUGAUUGUGACAGCAACUCCAGUUUCAUGCUCCAGGGAAGAUAUUUGAUUUGGUUUGGGUUGCACUAGAGCCUCCUCACCUACUUCAAAAUCUGAGUUAUCGCCCCUGUCACAAUAUUUUCACUUACUCACAGAUACUGAGUUUUGUGAUUUUUCUUAAAAUUACCACCAGCCAUUUUGUGGUAUGCACUGAGAUAAGCUGAUGAUUGAAGGUAAGCAGACUCUAGUUUAACCCAAACCAAGUCAAAUUUAUUUCACUUGAACAUGAAACUUAAGUUGUUUUCAGAACUCACACACAUACACACAUUACAUAUUUAUCAUACAUACAUUAUAUAUACAUUAGUAUAGUAGUUUUCUUCUAUCUUACUCCUCUGUUUUAUUUCUAUGUCAUUUUUAUAUUUAGUUGUUCAUUUUUUAUUCUUGUCACAAACUCAAAUCAAUUUUAGCAGAUAACAAAGUCACAUCUGCUGGUCAUCUUAAAGAGAUGUUCUUCUGAUCAUGAAAUUUGAAAUCAUCUUCACUGACUAGAUACCAGGUCUAAGAUAGUUUUCUUUAUUUGUUUUCUUUUUAUUUACACUGCCAGGGUAAUUUUUUUAUUUUUUUAAUUUCACUAUUACAAUUAUAAUAUUCCUCUCGUGAUUUCCACUCGAAGAAACGAACAGUCUCAAAAUAAAACAAUUUAGUGAUGCUAAAAUUUAUUUAAAAUACAAACGACACGAUAAUGUGGAUAGAGACUGUGUUUUUUUUUUGUUUUUUUUUAAAUCUGCUUUGAAUUUGUAGGUUGUGUCUGGCCAAAAUAUUGUGUGAAAUUGUCCUACUUAUAACCUUGAUGAUGAUGAUGAUGAUGAUAACGACGACGACAAUGAAGUAUAAUCUUUUUUUCCUGUCCCCCACCACCUCCCUUCUUUGGAAUCGUAUUCACAUAAACAGUGAAAUUGUUGUAUUUCAGUAUACAUCAAUCAACGCCAUCAACUGAAAUGUAAGAGUUGAGUGGUGGUGAGGGAGAGGGUCAUACAAUCUCACUUUCUGGUAGGGAACUUGGUGGGCGUUUCUGUACGAAAGUAAAUCAAAAUUUUGUAAUAUUCCUUUGUUUUGCAGGGAACAAAGCAUUAUUACCAAGACUGUCCAUAAAUCUCUUGAAAAAUGAUAUAAAUAAGCUCCAAAGAUAGCUCAAUUAUCCAUGAUUGAAAAAUUACCAAAAUUGUUAUUUUCUGUGUACAGUGCAAUGGACUCCAUUAAGAAACAAAAAGAUAAUUGAACAGUUUAUUGGAAUCAAGCUUUCAGAAUAAAAGUAGAAGCUUGGUGCAGUGAUCUGAGAUCUCAAACAUUUUAACAAUAAAAAGAAAACAGAAAAAAAUGGGGAGGUCAUGGUUUUAACCUGAUGACAAUAAAAACUAUUAACGUUCUAAAUAGUGUUCAGAAACGCCACUAAGUUCUUAAAUAAUUGGGGUAUUUUUUUCUGCUCUCUUAUAAACUGAAUCAAUUACCAAAACCUCAGACAUAAUCCAGUUUCACCUAACCUAAUUUUCUGACCCCUAAUAUAUCUCGCUGUAAUAUGUUGCUCUGCUCUGCCCUUAAAUGUUUGGGCUAUAGCCAAAAAGAAACAACAACCCCAAAAGCACAAUAAAACAGUCCUUUUUGUGUAGAAGGGUUGACCUAAAUUACAAUAUUACAAGCAAGAAUCUUCUCUUAUUUUGAAUGAUACUUUAAUUUAAAUUUGUUUUCUUUGGUUACCCCCCCCCAUCCCUGACCCUAAGUAGUGCACCUUUUAGUUCAACCUUGUAUAACCUGUCUAUACUUGCUGAUGUUGCUAUAGCAACCACCUGCCCUGUACAAAGAUGCUUUGCACCUCUUGUUUUUUUUACCUCCUCUUUGAUGUCAUGAACAACCCCAUCCCUAAAAACCUUAGCUGUAGAAACCUACCGAUUGCUCCAGCUUGCCUGUCACAUGUUACCAACACAAACACUACCAGUUUCUCUCACAGUAUUUGCCAACAUGUUCAUUUGUUAUUAAUCACUUUAGGUGUGAGUAUUGGCUUAAUUAAGAUGGCAGUGGUAACAGUGUUGGUCUAUAUUCAACUAUUACUUUGUUUCUACACUUCCAUGUAGCUCAGAAACAUAUUGUGUGUGUAUAAUACAUUGCGAGUGAGUAUUGUAUGUGUACAGCCACGUGUGAAUUGUAUGCAGUUGUAACUUUGAUCAUGAUUUAAAAUGCUUACACCUUUUUACACACACACACACACACACAAACACAGUCACUUCAUCUUCGUUUUUUUUCCUAACACUCACCAUCCUGUUAAAUAAUCAUUUCAGAAAUUGUAUCAUGGCCUUUUUUUUUUUUUUAUAAGAAUUUUUUUCUAUUAAACAUUUACUGUGAUUCGCUUUCCUUUUGUCAAUGAACUGGUCUUAGAUUUUUGUUGGCUUCCUUCUGUUUUUUAAGAUGAGAAAGCAUUCUCUCCCUUGCUCCCACUGUUUAUGCCUGAAACCACUGGAGCCAGAAUGUAACAUCAGCUAUUAUUAUUUAAAACUGAUUAUUUCUCAAAAGAAUCAGAUGCUGCUAGUCCCUUAAAAUUAUUGGGACUACUUCGCACAAGUUGCUUAAUUUUCUCUCCUCUACUCCCCAAACUUCUGUCAACAAUUCCUUACUUUCAUUCUGCCAUUUAUUGUCACAGCUGUGCCAUUACCAGUAUGCUGGCUUUAUCAGUCACCUGAGCUGUGUUUUAUUUAAUAGAAAUACAUCGACGUUCACAUCUUAAUGAUCCUGUUAAGGUAUAUUUUAGCUUGCUUUAAUAUCACUUCAUAUAUUGUUUUUGUGUUCGUAUUGUUGGACUUAUUCUUGAUAAUACUUGCCUCAAAAGUUGUUUGUUUUAUAUUAUGAUGUGUGUGUGUGUUUUGUUAUAUAAAUGGGAGAAAAAGUACUCCACUAAUUUAAUCCAGUUUAUUUAUUCAUUUGAAGCUUUUGAUUCACUGUGGCACUAUUCUAAGCUUUUUCACAUGUAUGCAGCAGUCAUUUUAUGUGUGUCUCUGUAUGUGUGUGUGUGUAUAUAUAUAUAUAUAUAUAUAUAUAUAUAUAUAUAUACAUACAUACAUACAUAUAUAUUUAUAUAUAUAUGCGUGUGUGUGUGUGUAUGUAUUGAGGUCAACAUUUUCUUAGGUUUUAGCAAAUGUCAUUUUGAAGGAUAUAUUCUACUAAAUUUAAUACACUUUUUUUUGCCAACUUCUCAGUUUAGGUAUUAUAUAUUUAAAAGAUUAAUUAGAGAGUGGUUGGUUAAAGCUCAGUUUAAUUGCUUCUGUUAUUAUCACCACUACUUGGAGUAUCGUGACUUUAAACCUUAUAGUUGCAGUCAUUUUAUUGUUAUUCUGAGCAAACUCCAUAACUGUGUCUAGUUGACUAAUCUGCAGUGUUCUUAUGUUUGGAAGUUGGCAGUCAUAGGAACAUUCAACUGCAACAGAACAAACCUACUUGGUGUCAGUAAUGCCCAUCCCAGCCAUGCUAACUUAUGAAAAUAAUUGUCAAAAGAUGAGAAAAUAAAAUCUUUAGAAAUAUUAGAGGUUGUUAAGAUAGCUUCAUUUCUGUAUAACUUCUUCAUUCAAAGAAGAUUGAAUAAGCAUGUGUUCUGGGACAAGAUUAAAUCUACUCCUUUAAUAGUUGAAUGUCACUCGUUAUAUCAUCCUCUGGUGUAAUUAUAAACUUAGACGUUUUAGACAUAUUAAAAUUCCUUCUCCAUCACCUGAUUUUUCUUUUACUCCUUAUCAGACAAAAUGCCUUGCAGUGUUUCUUCUCGCUCUUUACAUUCUGAGUUCAAAUCCUCCCGAGGUCAACUUUGCCUUUCAUCCUUCCAAGGUUGAUAAAAUAAAGUACCACUCAAGUCCGAGGGUUGAUGGUGUUGUCUAACUCCCUUCCGCCUAAUUUUUGUGCCUAUGUAAAAAACAUCAUUAUUUCUUCUGCAGCUUUUUCACAGAACAGUUGGGCAAAUGGUUGCAGGAUGUUUUCAUCUUUUUUUUAAUCCCUUCAUCUAGGUUGUUGGUUGGGUUUUUUGGGGGGGGCGGUAUGCUUUAUUGGUUAGUCUGAAGAAGAUGUGAGUCAGUACCCCAAGAGGGAAGGAGGGAAUAGAGUAAACUGAUUGAUUGCGGUGUGAGGUUUGUACAUAAAAGCAACAUAGGAUGUGGCGGGGGGGGGGGGGGGCUGUCUAUGCACCCUUAACCCCCCCCCUCCGUCACCAAUCCAUCUAUGUUGUGUGAAUCUGCUGUAUAGUAUUGGUCACUUCUUUCUAGUUAUGUGGCUGUGUGUUUUGUCAAUCUGUCUGUGAGAGAGAGAGAGAGAGAGGUCUAAUGUUGGCAUGUUUGUUUAAACAAAUGUUUACUACACUCGGUGCAAAUCUAGUUGUUAUUAUUUUACUAGUUUGUGUGGAGGGGUGGUGGGAGUUAUAAUAACCCCCACCUCCCUGCUCAUUUAUCAUUCCCUCGAAAAAAAGAUAUGAAACAAACCUAUUUUAGGUGAAAAAGUGAACGAUACAAAAAAAAUAUAUCAUUUAAGCUUGUUCUUCUCCUCCCAAUCCCCGAUCAUUGUUUGGCAAGUAUUGAAACCUAACCUUCCAGUUUAUAAGUUGUGAUGCAGUAUGCCUGGUCUUUUUUUUUUUUGUCUUAAGUGGGAGGGGGGAGAAAACGUUUUUUUUUUAUUUUUAUUUUGCAAAAUUUUUUUUUUGUAUUCUAUGUAAAGAAAAAAAUAUAAAAUGAAUAAAAAAAAAAUAAUAUUCAAAAAUGUUUUUAAAUUGGAAAAAAAUUACAAAUGAAGACUUUAAACAAACUGAAAUCUAAAUAAAAUAUAAACACCAUCA
Messenger RNA from Octopus bimaculoides (California two-spot octopus), 8081 nucleotides. RefSeq names its product serine/threonine-protein kinase PAK 1. Gene Ontology annotation, molecular function: protein serine/threonine kinase activity; ATP binding. Lineage: Eukaryota; Metazoa; Mollusca; Cephalopoda; Octopoda; Octopodidae. Gene Ontology annotation, biological process: protein phosphorylation. The record is from RefSeq and is a predicted model, not a curated record.